This is a messenger RNA of Boeremia exigua, 961 nucleotides long. RefSeq lists its product as uncharacterized. Lineage: Eukaryota; Fungi; Ascomycota; Dothideomycetes; Pleosporales; Didymellaceae. The transcript is spliced from 3 exons. The coding region runs from base 362 to 700 and encodes 112 amino acids. The record is from RefSeq and is a predicted model, not a curated record.
GGCCAUGCUAUCAUUCUCUGGUUUGACAGCGGCAAAGGCCCGUAACGAAGUGCGUCGACGAUUGGGCGAGAACCUCCACCUGAGAGCAUAAAUAGCGGCGUAGUCUCCCUGAGAAUUGAAUCAUCCAGCUCGCAGUCAACAGAACCUCCAGUCAAAGACAGAGAACUCUGAGCAUCUUCCAUCUCUUGAUACUCCAUCAUCCUUGUGCCUACUCUUUCUGCCACAUCCUACCGAGGACUUGUAAAAGAGAUCUUCCCUCGUCCAACCAUCUUGUGUGUCAACCCAACAGACCAUCUGUCGAGACCAAGUGUCUAAACGACGAGACGCUAGCUCGAAACAAUCCAGCUCUUCCAUUUGAAACAUGUGCUUCUACGACCAACAUCGGUUCGGGUGCGGCGACUGGAAGUGGGGUCACUUCCGCCAGCACUGCGCCAAGGAGUACCGAAUCGGUGAAACGUGUGGCAUGAAGCUCAUCAUGCAAACGAUUCCUACAGGAACCAAGUGCAAGCUCUGCGAGAAAAUCGACACCAAGAUGCGCCGCCGGGCCGCCGAGGUCGAACGCGUCAAUCGCUGGCAGCGCGACGGCAACAAGUUCCGUGCUUCGAUCGACAAAUCGCUGGAGAUGAUUCGAGGGCUGGAUUACGAAAUCUACGAGCUUGGCUGUGAGCGCAACCGCAGAUUGCAGCAAGUCGGACAUUGAUGUGGCGGGUCGAAGCGUGGCGUCUAAGUUUCAUGUUUGGCCUGGAGUUGUUUCUUUUUCGGAUUGAGUCCGUUCAUUUUCGGCGUCUGGGUUGGUUCGACACAGUGAAAAUUGAUACUGGCUGGUGGAAAGUACGAAGGGGCUUGCCGGGCGGUACCGCUUACGAUCGCUAUUCUCAGUAUCUCCACUUCAUACUUCAAUGAUUGAUGAACGAAAAGUUUCGAAACUACGUGAUUGGUUGCAUUCCUGCAAUUAGCAACG